AUGAAAAAAAAUAAUAAGAAAAAAUCGGAUCCGAAAGUCAAAGUAAAUCCUUGUUCAAAUGAUCGUUAUUAUAUGGAUUAAUCUAUUGAUGAAGAAGUCUACAUUAAAAACAACUAUAAAGUCGUCAGAGAAUUGGGUAGAGGAGGUUACGGAGUUGUUUAUAAAGCGGUCGGAUUGAAUCAAGGCCAAAUCGAUAAAAACAAAAAAUAUGCCAUCAAGGUAAAUUUUUCUACUGUGUCUCCAGAGCUAAUAUUUGCUGAAAUCGGAUUUUUGAAAUUAAUUUAUGGCAAAGAAAAUAUGCCCCAAUUGGUUAAUCUGUUUCUUAUUGAUCAAAAAAUAUAUAUCGUUAUUGAGUACUUUACAUACAAACCAUUCAUUACCUUCUUUGCUACUUUUGAUAUGAUGGAAAUUAGACGAUACUUAUAUGAAUUACUUAAAGCGUUAAAUGUGUUGAAAUAGAAUGGAAUUUACCAUCGUGAUGUUAAACCAGGAAACUUUCUCUACAAUCCAAAGACAGGCAAAGGAAUCCUUAUCGAUUAUGGCCUAAGCGAAAUUGAUAGAUCCUUCGUAGCUAAAUUGAUAGAAAAGGAGAAAGAAUUGUCAAAGAAGCAUCCUCAAUCUGACGAAGUUUAGGAAAUCAGAAGAAAAAUUAAUUUGUAUAACGAAAUCUAAAAAACUAUAGAUUAAAUUGGAAAUAAUAAAAUUGGCACAGAGAGUUUUAUGCCUUUAGAGAGCAUAUUGCAUUACCAUGACCAGUCAUAUGAAGUGGAUAUGUGGGCUGUAGGAGUAAUAUUCCUACAAUUUUUGACUAAAAAGUACAAUUUAUUCAGUAAUGUUCGAAUGAUCAACAAGCCAGUUGUGACUAAAAACUUUUUUUAUGUCAAUUUUAUACUAGAACUGGCUAGCUUGUUUGGUUCAGAAUAAGUUAAAUAGAUAUGUGAACAAUUUGAAUAUGAUCUCAAAUUGCCUUCAGUUGUUGCAACCAAGCCGGUGUAAUGGAAAUCAAUAAUACACAUUGAUGGAUUUGAUAGCGAUGCUGAAGAUUUGCUCUCAAGAUUGCUUAGUUUGAAUCCAAAACAGAGAAUCAAAGUUGAAGAUGGAUUGAAACAUCCCUUUUUCAAGCCUUUAUUAGAAUAAGAAAAACAAACAUAAACAAAUUUUUAGGAUGAUUAAGAAAUAAAACAAUAAAAACUUUAAGAAAAUUGA
This is a messenger RNA of Paramecium tetraurelia, 1206 nucleotides long. RefSeq lists its product as uncharacterized. The record is from RefSeq and is a predicted model, not a curated record. The transcript has 6 exons. Gene Ontology annotation, biological process: protein phosphorylation. Gene Ontology annotation, molecular function: ATP binding; protein serine/threonine kinase activity. NCBI's taxonomy places the organism in Eukaryota, Ciliophora, Oligohymenophorea, Peniculida, Parameciidae. Gene Ontology annotation, cellular component: cytosol; nucleus; protein kinase CK2 complex.